UACGAAUGUCACAUUUUAUAGAUAUUUAUAUUUUAUUAUUUGACUGCAACAUUCGGUUCAAAUUUUAAGUACGUGGAAAAUUGCGAAUUAAUAACAAAUUGCUUGGACUUUGUAUUUGUGGACGGAUCAACGAGUUGUAUGCAUAUCUACAUAUGUAUACAUACGCAUGUGCACACAUAUAUAGUAUAUGCAGCUGAGUGGAAAAUGUUCAAAGUGCGAAAAUUUGAGUUUCGCGCGAGCGAAAGCAAGUGUCGCUCCUUCUCCAUAUGGAACUUCUGCCCGAUCACACGCUGGCAACAACUGUGGGAGUUCAUCGGCGGCUGUACACCCUGCCGCUACGAGUUCUUCCCCUACAUCUUCUGGCUGGUGCUGAUCAUCAGCCUGAUGGGCGCUUAUGGCAGCCUCGGCGAAUGCAUUCGCAUCUAUUGCAUAUCCAGCCAGCCGCUCGAGAUGUGGCGACCUCGCAAGUUCUUCGUAUUCGAUAUGGAGACGCUGCGCAGGAGUCGGCUGGUGGGCGCGGUCAUCAUGAGCUAUGUCUGGUUGCUAAUGAUCUAUGCGCUGGUCAAUACUAAGCCAAACUUUAUAAUGCCAUGGCUAAUAUUGAAUACUUUGAUGCUGGGAAUGGACUUUUUGUUUUGGGUGAUCGAUGUGCUAACAGGUCGAUUGACACUGCAUUUGAGUUCGGUUUAUCCAAUGUUGCGACUGUUCUGCACCCUGGCUCUGGUCAACUGCAUCAAGACGGUCUUCGAGAACGCGAUCAAGUACAAUUUGGUGGACACCCUAAGUGUAAUAGAUCCGGAGUGGAUAACACACUAUUUUUUCGCAAUGGCAGAUUGAAGACAACUCAACUCGGAUGCCAAGUGUAACAAUUCAGUACAAGCUGUAGCACCCUUUGGGUCUCAUUAAAUCGAAUGGCUAUCAUUAAAAAGGUGGAGCCCUGCCUAAUUGUAUCAAAAGCUGGCUUUCCUCCCCACACACCGGCCUCAACUGACUGCCUUAUAGCUAGAUGGCUGCCUGCUGCCUGGCUGGCUGCCUGCCUGCUGCAUUAAGCUCAAUUAGGCCGCACGCACAUUGGCUGACUGAGUGACUGACUGACUCACUGACUGAGUGACUGACGAGCUGGCAUCGUGCGGACCCAUGUGGCGGCAGGUACAGCUUCAGUUUUAAGUAUAGAUACAGCCGGGGCCGGUGCCUAGCAAACACCUUGCAACAGCCAAACUAAGCCUAACCGAACCAAGCCAAACUUUUGCCCUACCCUCACUCAAUUGAAGUACCUCAGUUCUACCGAAUACAUUGGCACUCUGAACUUAUUCAGCGAUCAGCGAAUGGAUUCAGUUCAGAUCGUCGAGGGAUACCUUUCCCAUAAGUCGCCAUCUAUGCCCAAAGUUCCAUUCUAUUCAGUAUCUAUUCUAUUCUAUUCAGCUAUUCAGUAGAUAUUCGUAUCAUUCAUGAAGCAUUUAUCGAGUUACUCCACCAACGACUUGAAAGGAACAGCUAAACUCUUACAAUUAUUACACUUGAUAAACGAUCUCAAUGAAUAGACGACUCGAAAGGCGAACUGCGAAUUCUUGUUACAGAUGAACUCUAAAGAUACUCAUAAACCAUCUGUAGAUAUAUAUAUAUAUAUGUUGCAUACAGAAGUCGUUGAGUGCCUUUGACGCUUUGCCUUUGGUCGUUGGCGAUUUGAGGAAUUGCACCUGUUCAGCUCAA
Molecule: messenger RNA, 1710 nt
Organism: Drosophila hydei
Lineage: Eukaryota; Metazoa; Arthropoda; Insecta; Diptera; Drosophilidae
Exons: 3
Coding region: 139-837 (232 amino acids)
Source: RefSeq, a predicted model, not a curated record